AUGGAAUCGGAAACUUCAGAUUAUCCUUACGCAACCACCGAAGAUCAUCACCACAUCCCAAUCGAUAUCUUCGGUUCCAAAAAACACGCCGGACUUCCACGUGGCAUCCUAUCCUUCACCGAUGCUUCCGGUAACAUAAUGUUCAAGGUGCACCGCCAACCACCCAAUCCCAAUUUCAUCUCCUCUCCUCCUCCCAAGGAUAUCAAACUCUUGCUCGAUCCCAACGAUACUCCUCUCUUCUCCAUCCACCGCCAUCACAAUGGGAAUUGGAAAUGUUAUAAGGGAAAUGGCGACGGAGAAAAGGAGCUUAUGUUUGAAGUGAAAAGGACUGUGAAAACUUUUACUAGAAUUGAAUUGGAGGUGAUUUUUGCUGGUGAGAGAUUAAACGACGACGUUUGUGACUUGAGAGUUAUAGGUUCUCCUUUCAAGAGAUCUUGCAGCAUCUAUAAGGACACUGAUUUGGUGGCACAGAGUAGUCUUAUGUAUAAGCUUAAUCAAAUAUAUGUGAGUAGGGGUAAAUUUCGUCUCACGAUUUUUCCUGGGAGUAUAGAUCAUGCUCUUAUUGUGGCUUUGUUUGUAGUCUUUUUGAAUGGAAGAAAAUAG
Vicia faba (fava bean) is the source of this 603-nucleotide messenger RNA. NCBI's taxonomy places the organism in Eukaryota, Viridiplantae, Streptophyta, Magnoliopsida, Fabales, Fabaceae. The record is from the annotation of a GenBank genome assembly.